This is a messenger RNA of Cicer arietinum (chickpea), 1172 nucleotides long. RefSeq lists its product as uncharacterized. The record is from RefSeq and is a predicted model, not a curated record. Gene Ontology annotation, molecular function: protein binding. NCBI's taxonomy places the organism in Eukaryota, Viridiplantae, Streptophyta, Magnoliopsida, Fabales, Fabaceae.
CAAAUAUACUAGUGUUCAUACAAUAAAAAAUAAAAUAAAAUCUUAAUCCUUAAAAAAGAGGCGACGAUUAACCGAAUUCAAUUUUGAAGCGGGAGAGUGAUUUAUUAGGUUGUGAUUGCGAAACCUCACUAACAUUCACAGAGCGUGAAAGGUCGAUAAUGGUGGACGAACCCGAAGAACUCGAGCCCUUGUUUGAUUACAGUCGCGUUCAGCCAAACAUCGUCUGCCUCGACGAUGAUGACGAUGAUGUGAUUUGUGUUACUAAGAAGAGAAAAACUUCUAAGCAGCAUAUUCAGGUUGAGAAUGGGAAGACUGAUGUGAAAGCGGUGACGACGCCUGUGGUGGACCUUGAGGAUGAUGAUUGGUUACCUUCUCCACCCAAGGUCAAAAGUAAAUCACAUAGGAAGAUUGACGAGGAGAAUUCGACUUUGAAGAAUUUGAGAUUGAAGAAGCAGGAACUUGCCUCUUUAGCUGAAUCAGCAAAAAAAAUGUUAAAAACUGCUGAGUCUGCAGAAAUGGAAAAUUUCAAUUCAUUGCUGUCUCCCACGGACACUGUAAGUGAAAAAACAUCAAAACCUUCUGAACGAGCAAAGAUUCUCAUCUCUGUUCAAGACAAGGAUGAAACGAAGCAGAUUCGAAUGUUCAUGGAUGACAAGUUUGAAAGGAUUAUUAAAACAUAUGCAGAUAAAAGGAAGUGUGAUCUGAAACAAAUUGUAUUGUCAUUUGACGGUGAUAAAAUCAGUUCAUCUGAAACCCCUGCUAGCCUUGGAAUGGAAGACGAUGAUAUUAUUGAAGUUCAUGUGAAAUCAAGUUGAUUUAGAUCUUCAAUCAUGGAGCUGAAAUUGGCAUUUUGGGGCCUCGUUUUGGAGUUACGUUACCCUUCAAGCUAUUGUUCAAUCAUCAUUGGAGAAAAACAAUUCCAGUUCUUUAAUUAAUUUAUUCACAAUAUAUCAGGCUUAAUUGUACAGCACACGUUUUGACAGAAUGUUUUGGAACAAUUUUUAGGUAGAAGUUUCUUCGGUAUAAUAUGGCAUAGGUUUGUGAAAAUAUAUAAACCCUCCUAUUGUCGUAGUGCAUUAUGUUUGGGGACAGAACUGUUCAAUAAAACUGUGUCAAGGAGAAACUCAAAUUCAAAGCACCAACAUUAUAAUAAUUAUUGUUAGUUAUUGCUA